This is a messenger RNA of Cucumis sativus (cucumber), 2358 nucleotides long. RefSeq lists its product as uncharacterized. The transcript is spliced from 3 exons. The coding region runs from base 1 to 2358 and encodes 785 amino acids. The record is from RefSeq and is a predicted model, not a curated record. Lineage: Eukaryota; Viridiplantae; Streptophyta; Magnoliopsida; Cucurbitales; Cucurbitaceae.
AUGGAUAAAUCUUGGAUGCACAAGAGUAGAUUGUCUAAAGAUUAUGAGUUGGGUGUGGAAAACUUCAUCAAAUUUGGAUUUUCUAAUACAACUAGCUCCUAUAUUCGCUGUCCUUGUUUGAAAUGUGGGAAUUGUGAAAAAAAUAAUAGAAGGGGUGUUAGAGAUCACUUGUAUGUUAAUGGUAUUGAUGAAAGUUAUAAAAUUUGGUUUUGGCAUGGGGAAGAACUUCCUAACUCAUCCUUCUAUGAUGAAUCUUCAAAGUUUGACAUCCAUACAUGUGAAGAUGAUGAUGUUGGAAGUGUAAAAGAAAUGAUUGAAGUUGCUCAUGAGGAGUAUUCAAAAGACCCAACUGGAUUUGAGAAGUUGCUUAUUGAUGCUGAAAAACCAUUGUACGAAGGAUGCAAAAAGUACACAAAGUUGUCUACUCUAGUCAAAUUGUAUAAUUUAAAAGUUAGGUAUGGAUGGAGUGAUACUAGUUUUUCAGAAUUACUUGAAACUUUGAAGGAAAUUCUGCCUACUACCAAUGAGCUCCCGAAUUCAUUGUAUGAAGCAAAGAAAACAUUAGGUGCAUUAGGAAUGGAAUACGAAAAGAUUCAUGCAUGCCCGAAUAAUUGUUGUCUCUAUAGAAAAGAAUUUGCUAAUGCAAUUGAAUGUCCUGAAUGUGGUCAAUCAAGGUGGAAAAACGUCAAGGAUACAAAUGAAAGGAGAAAGCAAAUUCUCUCUAAAGUGAUAUGGUACUUUCCAAUCAUUCCACGAUUUAAAAGGCUAUUCAGAAGCAUUGAAUGUGUUGAAAACUUGACUUGGCAUUCUACUGAAAGAAUUAAUGAUGGCAAGUUACGACAUCCAGCAAACUCUCCAGCAUGGAAGUUAGUAGACAUGAAAUGGCCAGACUUCGAUUCUGAACCCAGAAAUCUUUGUUUAGCAUUGUCAGUCGAUGGAGUAAAUCCUCAUGGUGACAUGAGUUCUAAAUACAGUUGUUGGCCGGUAGUGGUGGUUAUUUACAAUCUUCCACCAUGGUUGUGUAUGAAAAGAAAGUACACGAUGCUAUCAAUGCUAAUUUCAGGACCAAAACAACCAAGGGAUGACAUAGGCAUAUACUUAGCACCAUUAAUUGAAGAUUUAAAACUUUUAUGGGAAAGUGGUGUUGAAUGUUAUGAUGCUUAUCGAGAAGAACCAUUCAACUUAAGGUCAAUUUUGUUGUGGACAAUCAAUGAUUUUCCUGCAUAUGGUAACCUUAGUGGAUGUUGUGUGAAAGGGUAUAAAGCAUGCCCAAUUUGUGGAGAUAAUACAAAUUCUAUAAGGUUAAAGUAUGGGAAGAAAAUGGCAUACCUUGGACAUCGUAGAUUUUUGGCACGAAAUCAUCCGUAUCGACGACAAAAGAAGUCAUUCAAUGGUAAAAAAGAACUUGAUACAAUUCCAAAGCCACUUUCUGGGGAGGAUGUGUAUUUAAAAUUGAAAGAUAUUGAAUUUUCUAGAGGGAAGAAGAACCAUAAGAAACGAUUGAUGAACAGAAGUGACAAAAUUUGUUGGAAUAGAUUAUCUUCUUUUUUUGAGUUGCCAUACUGGAAGGAUCUUCAUGUUAGACAUUGUUUAGAUGUGAUGCACAUUGAAAAAAAUGUUUGCAUGAAUAUCUUAGGUACACUUCUUGAUAUUCCUGGGAAAAGUAAGGAUGGAUUGAAUGCUAGACGCGAUUUAGUUGAUCUAAAACUUCGACCAGAGCUUGCCCCUAUCAGUAGUGAAAAGAAAAUAUUCAUUCCGCCCGCGUGUUAUACUCUUACAAAGGAUGAAAAACGAUGUGUUUUGAAGACUUUGUCUGAAAUAAAGGUUCUUGAAGUACACAUAGUUAGAGAAGUCAAACUUUGUGGCCCUAUAUAUCUUCGAUGGAUGUAUCCCUUUGAAAGAUUCAUGAAGGUCAUUAAAAACUCUGUGAGGAAUAGAUAUCGUCCAGAAGGUUGUAUUGCUGAAAGUUAUUUAAUAGAAGAAGCUGUUGAAUUUUGUACUGAUUUCUUAUCUGGAGUAGAUCCCAUUGGACUUGGGACUCGCAAGUCACAAGACCAUUUAGAUACUUCAAACAUUGGUAGACCAUUGUCCAUGGGAGUUCCUUUCAAACCUCAACAAGAACUUCUACAUCAAGCUCAUCAAUAUGUUUUGGAAAAUACAGUCAAUGUCCAACCAUAUACAGAGUAUCAACUGAGCUUGAAGUUGGAAAUGCUGAAGUUUCAGAUAACUUACGAUGGAUUGCUCAUGACCCUCAUCCUUUUGUUAUUAGAUAUAGUGGUUAUGCAAUCAAUGGAUGUCGCUAUCACACACAAUCUUGUGAUAAAGAACGAAGUGUACAAAACAGUGGAGUUAGCUUAG